UCUCUAUAAGUCAUUCUCAAACCAAAACUAGCUUAUUAUUCCUUCCUACCUUUUUAAUUAACCAAGAAAUGGCAUCUAGUUCAAUGUCAGCUUCUGGCUCAUGGAGUGUUAAGGACAACAAAGCCUUUGAAAGAGCUCUAGCUGUUUAUGACAAAGACACACCAGAUCGUUGGUACAAUGUAGCUCAUGCUGUUGGUGGAAAAACUCCUGAGGAAGUUAAGAAACACUAUGAACUUCUUGUUGAAGAUGUUAAGCAUAUUGAGUCAGGGAAAGUUCCAUACCCAAAUUACAAGAAAAUUUCAGGCUCUCAAGAAGAGAAAAGGAUGAGGAACCUGAGCCUUCAUUGACCAAUAAUUGUCAUCAACAACAGAACAUGUUUUCUUUUUUGUUUUUAACCAAUCAACAAGCUUUCAAGCACUAAGGAGGUGUUUUGUCUCACAAAGUGCUAAUGUAAUAGUAGCAUUAGAGUAUAUUAGUCAUAAGAAUCAUAUAUUUUACUAUGAUUCCAUUCCAUCCUUAAUUUAUUUUCCUGUCGUUGAAGCAGACUAGAAGAAUUAGUAACUGUUUCAGCUCUUUGUUCUAAAUAAAGCUGUAAUU
This is a messenger RNA of Vicia villosa (hairy vetch), 597 nucleotides long. RefSeq names its product transcription factor RADIALIS-like. Gene Ontology annotation, molecular function: DNA-binding transcription factor activity. Bases 69 to 347 code for a protein of 92 amino acids. NCBI's taxonomy places the organism in Eukaryota, Viridiplantae, Streptophyta, Magnoliopsida, Fabales, Fabaceae. The record is from RefSeq and is a predicted model, not a curated record. The transcript is spliced from 2 exons.